Messenger RNA from Cyclopterus lumpus (lumpfish), 3971 nucleotides. It is a transcript of the gene arhgef28a, whose product is annotated as Rho guanine nucleotide exchange factor (GEF) 28a. The transcript is spliced from 26 exons. Bases 108 to 3740 code for a protein of 1210 amino acids. The record is from RefSeq and is a predicted model, not a curated record. Lineage: Eukaryota; Metazoa; Chordata; Actinopteri; Perciformes; Cyclopteridae. Gene Ontology annotation, molecular function: guanyl-nucleotide exchange factor activity. Gene Ontology annotation, biological process: regulation of Rho protein signal transduction.
UCCCCUCUCUCCCCUGCUCACCCACCCCCUCCCUGGCCGACCAGGCCCUCUCCAGGCUGAACUGCCCCGCCUCCUCCGAGCCGACCAAUCACAGAGAAAGUCCACCCAUGGAUACUUGUGACCUCAGUCUCGUGGCUCUGGAGGUGGACAGUGAGGAGGACGAGUCGCUGCUCUCGCCCGUCGAGAAAAGUGACGACGGAGGGGAAGUCCUUGGCCCCGCCCCCGAGCUCACGGGCACUCGCAGCCUGUCGGCCUCCUCGGCGCGUGAACCCGGCGCUAAAGAAACGGGCGCCCAGGGGAUCCGACUGCGCUCGUAUUCCUACUCUUCGCCCAAAAUCAGCCUGCGUCCGGCUCGUUUAACCCGGGACCAGCACGCUGCAGACCUCAGCCCUGAUGGCGUCCUCCACGGCGUCAGCCACAGCCGGUCUCUGCUUCAGGCCCUCUCUCUGUCUAAGUCUCUGUCUCUUCUCUACCCUGGUAAGCAAAGAGCCUCCAGCAUAUCGGAGCAGUCGCAUGAGAAAAGGAUCGAAGAAGAGGAGCUGGACAAGUACAACAUCCCGACGAAGGCGGAGUCGGAGAAGUACAAAGUCAUCCGCACCUUCAGCUUCCUCAAGAGCCGGAUGUCCAGCACGCGCAACAAGACCAAGGGGAAGGGGAAGGACCGGGAGGCCAAGGACCGGGAGGCCAAGGACCGGCCGGCCGGCGGCCACCGGUUCAACACGGGCUCCUGCCUGGGCCCCACGGUGUGCGUCGUGUGUGAGAAACCGGCCUCUGGGAAGGACCUGCUGCAUUGCUCCAGUUGCACCACAAUCGUCCAUAAGGGCUGCAAGGAAUCGGUGCCCCCAUGUGUGAAGAAACUUCAGGAUAAAUACGGCGUCACCGCGGUGAAGAACAAGACGGCGUCCCUCCCGCAGAACUUCAUCGUGAGAGACCGUCCUCCUCAGGCCUCGACCUCUCUGGACACGCCCACUUUGCCCCCCGGCGGUGACAGUCGGCUCGGUGAGAGCUCAGAGACGGAGUGCGAUGCCUGGAAGCUCGGCGGGCGGCCGGAGGAGCCGCCGGCGACCUCCACGGACUCGACCUUCGGAGAAGACUGCGCGGAUGCCGCCGCCGCCGCGUGUAUCCACGGCGACGACGCGGCCGACGCCGUGGACUUCGAGGCCGAGUCGUGGAGCCUGACCGUGGAGCACAAGUUCUGCAAGAAGCAGGACAAGCGGGCGGUCAAGAGGCAGGAUGUGAUCUACGAGCUGAUGCAGACCGAGCUCCACCACCUGCAGACGCUGCACAUCAUGGCCGAGGUGUUCCGGAGAGGCAUGAGGGAGGAGGUGCAGCUGGACCCCGAGGCCCUGGAGCGGGUCUUCCCCUGUCUGGACCAGCUGCUGGUCUCCCACCGCGCCUUCUUCGCCGCCAUGAAGGAGCGGCGGCACGGCUCCGCCCAGCCACAGGGACAAGGCUCCGCCCACUCCCAGGGACAAGGCUCCGCCCACUCCCAGGGACAAGGCUCCGCCCACUCCCAGGGACACGGCAACUACCUCAUCCAGCGAAUCGGAGACGUCCUGCUCCAACAGUUUUCAGAUGAGAAUAGUGAUAAAAUGAAGCAGCUGUACGGUGAAUUCUGCAGUCGUCACAACGAAGCGGUGAACUUCUUCAAAGAGCUCCAGCAGCACAACAAGCGGUUCCAGAUCUUCAUCAGGCAACAAGGUAAUAAUUUGUUGGUGCGCCGGAGGGAGAUCCCAGAAUGCAUCUUGCUGGUCACCCAGAGGAUCACAAAGUACCCGGUGCUGCUGGAGAGGAUCUUACAAUACACUCAAGAGGACACGGCGGAGCACGCCGACCUCUCCAGAGCGCUGGCUCGGAUCCGGGAGGUGAUCGCGGCCGUGGACCUGAGCGUCAGCGAGUACGAGCGGCGCCGGAGGUUGCAGGAGGUGUGCAGCCGCAUGGAGAACCGCAGCGCGGCCAAGCUGAAGAACGGCCACGCCUUCCGCAAACAGGACAUGAUGGGCCCGGACCAGAGGCUCAAACACCAGGGCCCCCUCCUGUGGAAGACCGCCACGGGUCGACUCAAAGAUGUCCUGGCGCUCCUUCUCACGGAUGCUCUCAUCUUCCUGCAAGAAAAAGACCAGAAGUACACGUUUGCUGCAGUGGACCAGAAGCCUCCCGUGGUCGCGCUGCAGAAGCUGAUCGUACGAGAAGUGGCCAAUGAGGAGCGAGGGAUGUUUCUGAUCAGCGCCUCGGCCGCCGGCCCCGAAAUGUACGAGGUGCACACGGCGUCCAAGGAGGAGAGGAACACCUGGAUGAGGCUCAUUCGAGAGGCCGUGGAGAGCUGUCCGGAGGAAGAAGAAGAAUCCACGAGUGAAUCUGAGGAGGAGAGGCGAGCUGCCGAGGCUCGCGUCCAGAAGAUCCAGAAGCUACAAGAGAGCCUGCUGAUCCAGGACCAGCGGAUCUGCUGCGGCCUGGAGGAGAAGCUGCAGGUGUAUGCGGCGCUGAGCGGGAGGACGGGCGCGGCGCCGGUCGACCCGCGGCUGCUCGUCCAGCCGCUCUCGGAGGAGCCGGCCCAGGCGGCCGGGCUGCUGUCUGCGGCGCUGCAGGAGGCUGAGAACCUGAAGGCCACGCUGUCGUCUCAGGCCUGUUCUCCAUCGACUCGCAGCCCGGACCCCGACUCAGACCCGGAGGCCCGUGAGGGGGUCUGGACUGAGACCCCCGUGCUCCGGUCCCCAUCCCUCCUGCUCCAAACAGACAGGAAUGACAUUGACUUCAAGGUGGCUCAAAGCGUGCAGAGCUUGACCCAGUUGCUCUACAGUCUGCAGGCCACCGUCACCAUCCAGGACAGCUGCUACGAGGUCCAGAGGCUCCUCCUCCGGGAGGCCGGCCGCCCCUCCCCCCGCACCCGGCGGUCGCCGCACCUCCCCAGCGUCCGGGGCAACACCUUGCAAGAGCAGGAGAAGCAGCGCAACCUGGAGAAGCGGAAGGAGGAGGCGGCGGCGGCGCGGCGGCUCCAGGAACGACUGCGCCAGGAGAAGGAGCGCUGGGAGAGGGCGUGCCACGCCAGGGAGAGCCAGCAGGGGGAGCAGGAGAGCCGGCUGGAGGAGAGGGAGCGGCGCUGCCACCUGGAGACGGAGAGGCUGAGGCGCCAGAGGGAGGAGCUGGACGAGCAGCUGGAGGAGUACCAGCAGAGCCUGGAGCGGCUCCGGGAGGGCCAGAGGAACGUGGAGAGGGAGCGCGAGCGCCUGGAGAACCAGCAGAAGCUGCUCCAGACCUGGAGGCACAGCCGGCAGAGGAGUCUGCCCACUGCCAUCCCUCACAUGGUCAUCCCUCUGGACCGGCCGCCGGGGUCCCGAGGCCUCGCCGGCAACGGCUCCGUGUUCGUGAACGAAGCGGCGUGCGCCGGCGUCAACAACCGGCACGUCCACCACAAGAGAAACGACCCCAGCGCGCACAACUGUCUCAACGCCCUGCUGGCGAGAUCCAACAGCAGACGGACCCCCGCGGCCAAGACCCCCCCCCACGGUCCACAGGCGGACCCCCAGGGGUGGAUGACGGGGACCGGAUGCCUCUACGGCCCCGCAGGGCGGCUGGAGCCGCAGCACGCGCCCGGCGAUGUUGACAGUCGCGGGUACAUCGGGGACAGCCGGUCGCCUCAUCCCGGUGGCCCUCAGCUGGACCUCGGCGCUCUGGUUUCCGUGGAGACGGACAGCGGCGGCGAGGAGGAGGGAGGCGAAGAAACCAUUGUGUACCUCUGAAUGGGGAUAUUCAUAUUUAGACUCUGAAAGCAGCCGAUCCAGCACUCGGGGAAAAAAGAUAAAGAAUAAAGAUAAAGAUAAAGACAUUUCUGAAGCAACAGGAUCGGAUCGAGGGAUCGAGGGAGACUUCAGAAGGCGUUCUUUGGUCAUCUCUUUUUUCUUUUCCAUAUGUCGUGGUCUAAGUUGCUCUGUGAAGCGUUGCCUGGAGCAUAGACGCACCUGUGUGAGCAG